AUGAACGGUCGAAGGUUCAAAUCCGCCCCAGUGCCAAGCAAGCCUUUCCAUUCCUCCGAUGUCGAUAAAUUGGUGAAUUAUGAAGGAUUUGGAGGAUUCGGAUACCCAGGUUUUGGGUUCGGAGGAUUCGGCGGAUUCGGUUACCCAGGAAUGGGAUAUCCUGGAUUUGGAUGGGGUCCGUUUGGUAUGAUGCGUCGCGGUUUUAUGGGAAAGAAGUAA
This is a messenger RNA of Necator americanus (New World hookworm), 219 nucleotides long. RefSeq lists its product as uncharacterized. The record is from RefSeq and is a predicted model, not a curated record. NCBI's taxonomy places the organism in Eukaryota, Metazoa, Nematoda, Chromadorea, Rhabditida, Ancylostomatidae. Bases 1 to 219 code for a protein of 72 amino acids. The transcript is spliced from 4 exons.